Zophobas morio is the source of this 6724-nucleotide messenger RNA. RefSeq lists its product as uncharacterized. Gene Ontology annotation, molecular function: protein binding. Lineage: Eukaryota; Metazoa; Arthropoda; Insecta; Coleoptera; Tenebrionidae. The transcript has 3 exons. The record is from RefSeq and is a predicted model, not a curated record. The coding region runs from base 1 to 5772 and encodes 1923 amino acids.
AUGGACUCCAGUUCCGACGAAGAAAUCAGAAAGUGGAAGGAAAACAUAAAAGACUUACAACGUAAAAUAGAACAAAGAAAACGAAAAAAGCGUGAAGAAAGAAGCAAUAGUCUGUCACAUAUUCGCCAAUCCGAAGACAGUUUUUGCUCUUCGAAAACGCAGACAGAUUUCACGACUGAGGAUACCCCAGAGGGUCAAAUAAAGGUAUUGGAAGAGAAUCAGUACAGCAAAGAUGCCAUUGAAAAAAGUAUGCAUCCAAAGAAGGGAGGAAGAAUAGAUGAAGAAACAACAAAUAAGACUUUUUUUGAAAAGACUUUUAAAAAAAGACUUGGUACCACCGAUAAAGGAAGAAAGUACGAAGAUAUGAUUACGACUAACAUUAUACUGCAAAUGGUAAGCGACAGUAAAAUAAGAAAUUUCUACGUUUCGUCGAACGAUGCAAGUUUCGGUGACUUCGACGAUGUAGUUAUCGAAGUUGACACAGAUCGAGGAAGUCACACCAAAGCAAUACAAUUAAAACACACCAGUCGAGGAACAUUAACCAAACAACAACUAUUAAGCAAAAAGGGAGAUUUUAGCAUAACCAAAUAUUUCAACUCCACCAAAAACAUACAGGACAAAGCGCAACGAUUUAUAUUAUUCACCAACAAGGAAUUUAACAUUGCGGAUAAAACAAAACUUAAACUCGAAGGAGAAGAAUUUCACAUAGAGUUGAUUAAAGUGUCAGCUUCAGAAAACAGUGCCGAGGAUUUAGGAAUCUCUAAAAAUAUAAACUAUUGGUAUAAAUUUCAAAUCAUGGGAGAGAAGUGGAGUAAAGAAGACUUCGAAAAAAUUCAGCAAUACAAAACAUUCUUCGAACGAUUUCGUUUUUACACUAACCAAGAACGGUUGGAAACUGUUACAAAAUCAACUAUGGAUAGAUUUACUGAGAUGUUCUGUUCCAACGAAGAAAUAUUCGACGCUUAUUUUAAGUUCAUUUCGGAAUGGAGUUUGAAAGAAGGGCUCAAGGAAAAACUAAGCAAAAAAUUUACGCAACGUUUAAUUGCACUUCGUUUGCUUUCUCCUUAUAUUGAACCUUUUGCUUUUGGUCCAGUCAGUGACGAUAUGAGGAUCCUUCGAGACGCUAUUUAUCAGUUCGACAUCACGUUAUUGCUGAAAGAAGGCAGCAACGAAGUUAAAAAAUUGUGGGGCGACUUGAACAAAAAUAUUGAUCUCAAAGAACUAAACAAAGUUCGAUCACAAUAUUCUCUUUCCUCUGUUAAAGUAACUACUUUCGAAGAUCUGGACGAUAAAUUGUUGACGCAGUUGUUAUGGUUGAUGGACAAAUGUCCGUUAAUUGUAAAAGAACACAAAAAUAUCGAAAAAGCUGUUCAGCUUUGUCGUGAUAAAAAAUUCAUUUUACUUAGUGAUGGAGGGUGUAGGGAAUGGAUUGAAGAUUGUUCCGUUUUUCAGAACUUGUCACAUUUAGAGUCAAAACUUGAGUUACAUGAUAAGGUGCUACAAAAUUUUGCCGUUUCCUUGCAGGGAAAAGAUGAAGUUAAUUUGAAAACUGCUUUCGAACAAAAUGAAGUGUUGUUAAAGCACGUAACGGUAAACGAACUUUUAGAAAUGUCAAAUGGUCCUUUCUGUAUAGGUGGACAAAAGGAAGCUUUUCCCAAUCUUUAUAUCGAAAGAAAUUUAUCGGUCAAUGUUAUUGAUAUUAAAUAUUUAGAACAUGUUAAUCAAGACACUUUUAUCAUUAUCAAUUGUGAAGAGAAUUCUGAACAGUUAAAAAUAUCCAGAGAGCAUACUCUAAUUGAUAUAAACGAUUUUAUCGCUGCUGUAAAUUUCGAAAUUUUCCAGACUCCUGUUUUCAUAGUGAGUAAGAAUAAAUGUAGCGACUUUGAUUUUCAGAACGUGUGUUCUAAAACACUGGGUUCCAAAAUAGUACAUCAUUUUAAAUUUCUUGAUAGUCAAAAUUUAGAAUGGAUACGAAGUAACGGUGAUGUUGGUGAAUUGCAAAAUUAUAAGUUAAAUAAUCAUUCCAAAAACGAAAAAGAAUUUUGGUCUUUCGGUUUCAGCAACCACAUUAAUCUAAUAACAGACGACCCGGGAAUGGGGAAAACUGAGUUAACAAAAAGUCUAAAAAACGGUUGUUGUUCUAAAUAUUGGACGGUGAUCAUGAAUCCUCAAGAUAUUAAUUCAUUGUCUAAAACUUUACAAACUUGUGAGGCAUCAGAUUACUUAAAUCGGUUCGAAUUAUUCAUCUUAAGCCAAAAAUAUCAACAUCUUGGACAAUUAGAUCUAGAAUUUUUCAAAAUGUGUUUGAAGCAAAACAACGUCGUCUACGUGUGGGACGCUCUCGAUGAAAUUUUAACCAAAAAUUUGGACGCUGCUUCAGACUUGAUCUUUAUGUUGUCGCAAAAAGGUUUCGUUCAGUGGGUUACCGCAAGGCAACACUUGAGGUCCUCUCUUGAAAAAAAAUUUAACGUGUUGUCAAUGAGUAUUAACCAGUUGAGCGACAGUGAUCAAGAAGAGUACAUUAGAAAACGUCUUAAGACUGUUGUUUCCUCUGGGGAUAUGAAAAGAACGAUCGACAAAAUUAAAUCCACGUUUGCAUUCACAAAACAUAUUGAUAUUUUGGGGAUUCCUCUUCAGAUUUUUAUGCUCACAGAGAUAUUUCUUCAAAAUGAAGAUUAUUUAGAUUUGUUGAACAGCAAUUUUCUCUUUACUGAUUUAUAUAGCCAUUUUAUUGAUGGAAAAUUCAAGUUCUUUUUCGGAGGCAAAGUGCCGGUAAUAGGUUACUACUGGGAAGAAGAAGUCAGAAAGAAGAAAGAAGAAAAAUUAGAGCAGUAUGAAAAGUUCGCACUUAAAUUAAUUUUUCCCGAAGACAUUUUUGAAGAGUUUAAGAUUGAUUGCUCACAAGAUGUAAAGGUAGUUUCUGAAGAUUUAGCAACUGUUGGUAUCAUCACUGGACUACAAAACGGCAUUCCGCAAUUCGUGCACGCUUCCUUUGCCGAGUAUUUUGUUGCUUUGUAUUUUUCUAGAAAUUUUAAAAUGAUACGCAGGGACAUAUUUUUUGAUGCAAAGUAUAAUAAUGUACGGUUUUUCUUCGACAUCUUAGUUGGUAAAAAAUCACCGGUCCACAUUGCGGUCUUGUAUAAAAAUUUUAACGAGUUAAAGAAUUAUGAUGACGAAACAAUAAAGAGUAAAGACGACGGUGGAAGAAGUGCCUUACAUCUCAUUUGUUCUUGGGGACAAAGACAUCGACGUUUAGAUGUAGAAGAAAGAGAUAAUGUUUAUGUAGUCGAGAACGAUUGGGAGUUUAAAGGGUCACUAGACACAGAAGAUUAUAACGAGGCAUUGCUGUUUUUGUUAAACAAAUGUGACAUUUCUGAGCAAGAUUCGUUACUGAAAAUCACGCCUCUGGAAUGUUGUCGGGAAAGUGAAAGUUUGGGGGCGGAACUGGAAUUAUUAAAGUCAAGAAAAUUGGAAUUCCAACGAUCGUACAGUAGAAAUGAUAGAAUUAAUAUUUUGUAUUAUUCUGCUCAGUUGGGUUACGAUGACGCUGUUAAAACGGUUAUUUCCGAAACUUCUGGCUCUUCUUGUAACGAAGUAAAUUUUAUUGUUGAAUAUAGUCAUGAAACCCCGUUGCCAAUGGCUUCACAAAGAGCCAUAGAAUACUUUGUUAAAACCGAAGCCGAAAUGAAUCGCGUUGAUAAUAAAUGUGGUUGGACUCCUCUUUACUCAGCAGCGUCCAACGGCCACGAAAAAACCGUCGAAUUUCUAGUGAAAUGCGGAGCCGAAGUCAAUCGUGCCACAAAUGGUGGGCGGACCCCACUUUAUACAGCUUCGUCGAACGGCCACGAAAAAAUCGUCGAGUGUCUAGUGAGACACGAAGCUGAAAUCAACCACGUUGUUGAUAAUGGCUGGACAUCGCUUUACGCAGCUUCGUCGAACGGCCACGAAAACGUUGUCGAAUACCUAGUGAAUCACGGAGCCCAAAUCUAUAGUGCUGAUGAGGCUGGGUGGACACCGCUUUAUGCAGCUGCCGCGAAUGGUCGUCAAAAAACUGUUGAAUGCCUACUGAAAUGCGGAUUUGAAGUCAAUCGAGCUAUACCUAAUGGUCGCAGACCGCUUCAUCAAGCUUGCUUGAACGGUCACGAAAAAACGGUCGAAUGCCUAGUGAAAUAUGGAGCCGAAAUCAAUUGCGUUGAUAUGUCUGAUUGGACUCCGCUUUAUGCAGCUGUGUGGUUAGGCCACGAAAAAACUGUCGAAUUCUUAGUGAAUUGCGAAGCCGAAAUCAACAAAGCUGCAAGUGGUGGUCGGACACCGCUUUAUACAGCUUCCUCUCAUUGCCACGAAAGGAUUGUCGAAUGUCUAGUGAAAAGGGGAGCCGACAUCAAUCGCGGUAAUGAUGAUGGUGAGACACCGCUGUACGCAGCUUCCGCGAAUGGUGACGAAAAAAUUGUUGAAUGCCUAGUGAACCACGGAGCCGAAAUAAAUCGUGCUAAUAAUGAUGGUAAAACACCGCUUUACGUAGCUUCGGCGAACGGCCACGAAAAAGUUGUCGAAUGCCUAGUGAAAUGCGGAGCCGAAAUCAACUGUGCUGAUAAUGAUGGUCAGACACCACUUAAUGCGGCGUCCUUAGAAAGCCACGAAAAAGUUGUGGAAUGCUUAGUGAAUCAUAGAGCCGAAGUCAAUCGUGCCAAUAGUGAUGGUUGGGCACCGCUUCACUCAGCGUCCUCGAAAGGCCACGAAAAAAUUGUCGAAUGUCUAGUGAAAUCCGGAGCCGAAAUCAAUCGCUCUACAAAUGAUGGAUGGACACCGCUUAAUGCAGCUUUUUUGAAUGGCCACGAAGAAAUCGUCCAAUUCCUAGUGAAAUGCGGAGCCGAAAUCAAUCGCACUAAUGACGUGAAUUUGACAUCACUUGACACAGUUUUGUCGAAUGAUCAAGACAAAAUUGUCGAAUGCUUAGUGAAAUAUGGAGUUGAAAUCAAUCGCGCCAAUGAUGAUGGCUGGACACCGUUGCAUGCAGCUGCUUCCAACGGCAACGAAAAUAUGGUCAGACGACUAGUGGAAUGCGGAGCCCAAAUCAAUCGGGCUGAUAAAAAUGACUGGACACCGCUUUACGCAGCUACCUCGAACGGCCACCAAGAAAUUGUCGAAUGUCUAGUGAAACACGGAGCCGACAUCAACCGCUCUAAUAGUAAAGACGAAACACCCCUUCACGUCGCUUCCUCGAAAGAUUUUGAAAAAAUUGUCGAAUGCUUAACGAAAUUCGGAGCCGAAAUCAAUUACGCUGAUAAAAAUGGUUGGACACCGCUUUACACAGCUUCCUGGCACGGCAACCAAAAAAUUGUCGAAUAUCUAGUGAAACACGAAGCUGAAAUCGAUAAAUCAAAUAAAAAUGGCUGGACACCACUUCACAUAGCUUGCUCCAAGGGUCACGAAAAGGUUGUCGAAUAUCUGGUGAAAUGCGAAGCCGAAAUUAACCGCGUUGAUAAUCAUGGUAGGACACCGCUUUAUAACGCUGCCACAAAAGGCCACGAAAAAACUAUCGAAUAUCUAGUGAAAUGCGGAGCCGAAAUCAAUCGCUCGAUAAAUGAUGGCUGGACACCGCUUUACGCAGCUUGUUUGAACGGUUACGAAAAAGCCGUCGAAUGUCUAGUGAAAUGCGGAGCAGAUGUCAAUCGUCCUGAUAAUCAAAGUCGGACACCACUUGACAUUGCGUAUAAAUAUCAGCACAGAAAAAUUGUAGAGUUUCUACUACUUAAUGGUGCAACGAAAUAAUUAAAUUCGCAAUCAUUUUAGGGUAUUUUUGUAUUUCGUUACUUGCCAAAUAUGGUUCAAUAAUUAUAGGGUCGAUGUAGGUUAUGCAAGCGUGCCGCCUAUCACUUUAUAUGUACGACAGAAAGCACUUGCAUGUGUAUAACUAUAAAUGCUUUGUACCCAUUGUUCACUGAGAACUGUCAAACUCUAGACAUACUUUCAGAAUGCCUUUAGAAUCAUUUAUAAAACCCCCUAGAACCCGUGGCAAAUUGUUAACUCAAUUUUUCCUAUCACAUUUUCCAAAGCCCAAAAUUUGAAGUAGUUUAGUUAUCUAUAUUUUAUUUUUAAACACAAUGUUUUUCGACUGAAGUGCAGGUUCAGUUUUUUUUAUUUAUUUAUAUAUGAUACUCCAGUACAACCACAUAUCUUUAGUCUCUGGGUUGCUACAACAGACUUCAUUCUUGUACACCAUUUUUUACCUAAAUAUUUGUUCACAAUCUUUUAUUAUAGAAUUAUUUUCUUGAUUUAGGUUUUGUGGUUUAAAAGUAUUUUUUUUUUAAUUAUCAGUUGACUUCGCUGUGUAAAUAUUCAGCUUUUAAAGUUUUUUUUACACUUUGUAAUAAAAUAAUUUUCUAAGUAAUGCUCUCUAUAUUUCACUUUUCCGUACAAAAUCUAUUUUUUUAAUUAAUUGUUAAUUUUAUUGUAAUUAUAUUUUCUGUUCAAAGUUUUCCUAAUACACAUCCAUUGUAAUUUUAAGUUUAAUUAUAACUAUAUUAAUUGUCGUUUUGUGUGAAAAUAUGUAUUUGAAUGUGUUUCUUACAUAUUGUUCCAUAUGAUUAAAGAAAUUUCUGAUCCAUGGAGGUAGUGUUUUGCACAGCAAUUUGUUUGCAUUAAUGACGACCUCCUAAUAUCUGAAGUUUUUAGAAUCAGCGUAAUUUGUAUGUAUUAUGUAGUAUUAAUCUUAUGCUCUUCU